UCGAUUAAUUUCAGAACUUUUUUUCCAGAAGUAUGAACUAUCGGAUAGUACCAAGUAAAAGCGUAUUUUUAAUCAUUAUAAUGACAUGUCAGGAGCUAAAUUACGCUACUCAAAGAACUCUACAAAGACCAUGGAAAGCAGGACCAAAUUUCUUAACAGCGAAAAAUGACAUCGGUACACACCUACUUAGGAACAUGGAAUUCCAGAACAAUUUAAACGCAUUGACAAAAGUUGGCGAGAAAAAUGGCAAACAGGUUCAAGACAUCCCAGAAUUAGUGAAUGUCAGGACAAACAAAAGGAGCAUAAAAAUAAAAAAGAGCAUACAUAAAAGAGGAAAAAAUAAAUCUCCUUCAGCGACGAAUACGAUGUCCUACGAUUUUCUAAAUUACUUUAAUAGUACUAGAGUAUACGAUUCGAAACAUUGGACUACUAUUACCAAUCAAAACAUGAUGACCCAAAAGUCUGAAAUCAGCGAUUUAAAAACUUUUCUCGAAAAAUCGAAUGAAAUACAAAAAGCCAUUGAAGCACCGAAAGACGAAGAUUUUCUUCGAAUCAAGGUAAAGGAGAGUAGUGACGAGAUGAUCAGUGCUUUGGUUAAUUUUGGUUCUGAUUGUGAUCGCAUAGACCGCCAGGCGUGUUGGUUUGUUCGUGGAAUCGGAGACACACUCACUCUUGGAAUAAACAUUAGCAUCUCUAAAGAAUUCAAAGAAUUUUCCAUCCAGUGGAGAAAAAUUUACAAGCAACGCCAGAAGAAGAAAGCGAUGAAUAUCAAGAUAGAAGCAGAUCGUUUGCCUUGGAAUAUGGUGUUGGGAAGUGGAGGUCGAGAACUUCGAUUGAAUCCUAUAACCAAUUCAGAUAUAGACCCAAAUAGAAUAUCAGCCAAAGUCUAUCAAGUUGUGCAGACAGAAAGCAACGUCGAAAAAUAUCACCUCAUCAAGGAGCUUAAAUUUCGCAUCGAUGUUCCUCCAAUAGAUAUGGGUCGAGUGUAUUAUGGCGAAGAGCUGAACAUCAACAUGGAAAACUUUUUGACCUUACCAGAGAAAGGUAAUCUCGAUUUCGAAUGGAGUGUAGAGAAACCAGAAGGAGAUAAAGAGUCCCUGCCUAGCAAUGUCAAAAUCAGUUCUUCUGGGAGAUCGAUUAUAGUUAAAGAACUGAAGAAUGGUCAAAUGAAAACCAUAAGUUGCGUAGUUUUUUCUUUGAAUGGAAUUGCAAUAGCUAAACGAAGAUUUAAAAUACGAGAAUUAGUUUCGCAAGAUGACAUGAGAAGAAAGUCAGUGUCAAGGAGAGGAAGCCAACUGCAAGAAGAUAAUGAGGACAGUUACUUUUUUGAUGAUUCCCCUCAUAAAAAAUGUCUUCUCGUUCAAAAUAAAAACGUAAACGUUAAUGAUUUCAUGAAACCGAUUUCCCGUAGGAAAAGAUACAGAAAAGAUUCCAAGAUCCUCCCACUUAUUUAUGAGUGCUUGCUAUGGAAGUCUCAUCAGCGCCUGCACCCUCGGUGGGUGCCUCAUAAAUAUCCUUUUACAAAUAAUGAGCCCAGACUGAAGUCUAUCGAAGAGCUCAUAGAAUUGAGCGAAGACAGCGAUGGGACAUUGGAUGACGUUAUUCCUCAUGAAGUUCAUUUUGUAGAACCUAAGGUAAGAAUAGUGAAGGAUAGUGUUUUUGAAAAUUCCCGUUAUGUCAACUUCAGGCAUUGCUUAACUGAUUUAGAUUGCGGACGUGGGGCCUUCUGUAUAAUACCAAAAGACCAGAAAGAGCUGGAUGUAGCCCAAAAUACUAGCGACAUAGGAUUCUGUUACUGUAAACGUGAAUAUUUUGCAGAUGGAAUAAUUUGUAAGAAAAUUCCUCUUGACAAGCACCGAGGCAAACGAAUAAAAAGGAACGUUCUGAGAACAGAAGACAUUGAAGUAGUGCCAAGACUGUUUUAUUCUCAGAGAGAUGUGUCCUCCAUUCACAACUCAGUGAUAGAACGUGAUACAGACGAGAUUGAGACAACUUUGAAAAAUCCAACGUUUGAAGAAGAAGAAUCAUACCUAUUGAGUAGUUGCCAUAGCAACAAGGACUGCAGCCAACAUGCCACAUGCGAUCAGGUCCAUAACAGAGAUCAUUCUUCCUGCAAAUGUGACAGAGGAUAUAGAGGCAUGGGGAUAUUUUGCUGGGAAAUCAUGGAUUAUGUCGAAGAGGAAUUGAUGGAUAAAAGAAGAACGAAAAUAGAUGAAGAAACUUUCAUGGAAUAACUGAGAGGCCGUUGUAAAUUAGCAUGCUGUCAGAUUAUUAUCUAUUGAUAUAAAAAAAUUGGUGUAGAAAUCUCGUCAAAUAACUCCGUAACUGAAACAUAAUUUCGAAUUACAUGGAACAUUAAUACAUCAUCUUAAAAGUUUCAGUUUUAAAGUUACAUUAUAUUAGGAAUGCUAUAAAAAUUUAUAGAUUAUUUUUGUACCUAACAUUAAAAGUACCUACAAUACUAAUAAAGGGAUUUAUUUUCUGUUAUAGUUGAAAGGAAAAUGAGUAAAGCAGAUUGCUCAUUUUCCCAUUGCUAGAUAACUAGGAAACGCUCUGUGUACUACAUCGCGAUAAUUUUAUUGUAGCAAAACAUGUGAUUAUUUUUAAAAAAUCAAUUUUCUUCAGUUUUAAUUUUAAAAAUAUUGGGUAAAAAUCCGUUUAUGUUAUACUUUUUCUUUAAUCCAGAGCUUUAUUUGUUGUGGGUGUUUAAUUUUUUUUUGUCACCAAAUUAUAUUUUUAAAACUUUAAAAUGUAACUGUGCUUAAUUAAAUAAAUUGUCAGAAUUUUCAUUGGCAACUGAAAAAAACGCAAUAGAAUCUCCAUACAUACGAUAAAAUAGGCUUUUUAUUUCUAACCAUGAUGAUUUUGAAUACACAUGAAUGCAUUAGAAUUAAAGUGAGAUGAUUUUAUUAUUAUAGUUAAUUUUUUAUUUGUUUUUAUUAAUCUAUCUUUAUUUAAAUACAAUGCAAUCUUUUCACAAUACUGCCAAAAACGGUUAAAUACUUCAAACAAUGCUUU
This is a messenger RNA of Parasteatoda tepidariorum (common house spider), 3018 nucleotides long. NCBI's taxonomy places the organism in Eukaryota, Metazoa, Arthropoda, Arachnida, Araneae, Theridiidae. The record is from RefSeq and is a predicted model, not a curated record.